Messenger RNA from Wickerhamiella sorbophila, 342 nucleotides. RefSeq lists its product as hypothetical. The coding region runs from base 1 to 342 and encodes 113 amino acids. The record is from RefSeq and is a predicted model, not a curated record. NCBI's taxonomy places the organism in Eukaryota, Fungi, Ascomycota, Dipodascomycetes, Dipodascales, Trichomonascaceae. The transcript has a single exon.
AUGGAGAGGGUCCGACGGGUCCGCCAAUUGAUAUGCGAGCUGAAUGAGGCUCCCGAACCAGCCGCUUCAAAGCCGCUGCACGAAGUUCUGGCAGAGAACCGGACAAAACAAGACGAAGAGUUCCAAUUACGCUAUCAGCAGCGAAACGCCUUUCAUGCCCUGAGUGCGACAGAUUCACAAUGGCUGAAAAAGGUCAAGGAAAAGGCCAAUUCCAAAGAGGCUGAACUAGAACGUCAAAUAGCCCAGGGCCUUAAAUCAAAGCCUAAAACAACCAAAGAAUCAACGCCAAUUGCCUUGCCCAGUGGCCGGGUUAAGAAAAAGAAGAGUAGCCUUAUCAAGUAG